Messenger RNA from Drosophila arizonae, 963 nucleotides. RefSeq names its product putative Golgi apparatus membrane protein-like protein CG5021. The record is from RefSeq and is a predicted model, not a curated record. Gene Ontology annotation, cellular component: Golgi membrane. Lineage: Eukaryota; Metazoa; Arthropoda; Insecta; Diptera; Drosophilidae. Gene Ontology annotation, biological process: vesicle-mediated transport; protein secretion.
GAUACACAUUUUACGCAGGCAGCAAGCAAAGAAAAUAUGCAUUAAAUUAUUAUCAAGCUAUUUUUCAUUUAAAUUAGUAAAAAGUUAGUCAAGCCAUAACAAACAAUGGCAUCUGCAACGGUAAGAAAUGUGCCGCUAUUGGACGAUGAUACGAUACCGUUUGGUGAGGAAGAUGAAAUGCGCGAUCCCAGCAGAGCGUCCCAGAAAUACACGCAUCCGUACGUCACCUUCUUCCAUCUGUUCUUCCGUGGCGCAUCGAUCGUCAUUUACAUGUUCUGCGGCUGGUUUAGUGACUCCUUCAUCACCAGCUUUGUAUUCGUUGUGCUCUUUCUAUCUGCUGACUUCUGGACUGUUAAGAAUAUCUCCGGGAGACUUCUAGUUGGGCUACGUUGGUGGAACUACGUUGAUGACGAUGGCAAAUCGCAUUGGGUGUUUGAGUCGAGAAACUCUCCUUCCUAUCAGAGCCGAAUCAACAAACAUGAGCAGCGCAUUUUCUGGUUGGGCUUAAUACUCUGUCCCUUCUUUUGGGGUCUAUUCUUUUUGAUGGCCCUAUUCGGACUGAAGUUUAAGUGGUUGCUACUAGUCAUGAUUGCCAUAGCACUGAAUGCUGCAAAUCUCUAUGGCUAUAUCAAGUGCAACUAUGGCGCAAGUAAGGAUUUAAAUAGCGCAGCAACGGACUUUAUGAAGACACAGCUGUUCAAAAACGCCUUCGACAUUAUGACGAAGCCAAAUACAGCAGCUCCGCCGACUAAUGUGCGCCCCACGGGCGUUGUGUGAGAUCUUGAAUGCAAGCCAGGCACCUUGCCAACAUUUGCUGCGGCGCAUUCCAAAGAGUAUUUAGUUUUAUGCUGACAUAUUCGGUCGUUGUCUCUGUGUAACAUAUGUAAAACUUAAUUUAGCAAUAACUUUUCUUACAAUUACGCUGCUUUUUAUUGAGUAAAGAACAUAUGUAUGUACUGAAAA